UUCUCAAAGAAACUUCAAAAAAUUGAAAUUUCUUUUUAGGCUUUACCUCUUUUAUUUAUUUAUUUAUUAUCAGAAAGCUUCAGAUGCAGAACGGCAGCUCGGAAUUGUCGCUUUGUCCCAGCUUUAACAUCUAUUCCUCCGAUAACAAUAAUCUCGUUGAUAUCGCCGAUACCGUUAGCCGGGAUUUCAAAAACGACGCCGUUUCCGAAGAUGAAGAAUUCGAGUUCGUUAAUACUCUUUCCGAGAAUCCUGAAAUGUCCUCUUCGUCGUUUCCAAUCUUCAACCGCAGGGAUGGUGAUAACGUGGAACAAGCUAUCCGGAUUCCGUUGAGAGAUCUUUUCAUCGGCGACAGAGAUAUUCCGUUUUCAUCGUCGUCGUCUUCGUCGGAGGCGGAUGAGCUUGAAGGAUUGCCAGCUGAUACCUACUGCGUUUGGAAACCGAAACAAUUGCCGGAAUCAUCACCGAACAGUUGUAAGAAGAGUACAUCGGCGGGAUCAUCAUCUUCUUCGAAACGGUGGCGUUUCAUAAAGGAUUUGCUUAAGAGAAGUAACAGCACAGGCAACGUCUCGUCUUCUUCGUCAUUUUCGUUUUUGAAUUUAGAUAAAAACGAGGAAAAAGUAAAUGAAAAAACAGCAAAGGCGACGACGAAGGUGAAGAGAGAUGAGAAAUCGCUGGCGGCUAAAAGUUUCUACGUCGGCAAUAAGGUGUUGAAGGAAGGAGAUAAACGACGGUCGUAUCUGCCGUACAGGCAGGACUUGGUUGGAAUUUUUGCUAAUAUUAAGGUUUAAGUAGAAAUUCCACUUCUUCUUAAGAAAAAUAAGAUCAUAUCUGUAAAAAAAAAAAGGAGAAGAAAAAGUCAGAUUAUUCGAAUGUAAAUAUUAUAUUAACUUUUAUUUUUGGAUUUAGAGAAGAAUAAAAUGAAUAAUUAUAUAUAAA
This is a messenger RNA of Gossypium raimondii (Peruvian cotton), 936 nucleotides long. RefSeq lists its product as uncharacterized. NCBI's taxonomy places the organism in Eukaryota, Viridiplantae, Streptophyta, Magnoliopsida, Malvales, Malvaceae. The record is from RefSeq and is a predicted model, not a curated record. The transcript has a single exon. The coding region runs from base 84 to 788 and encodes 234 amino acids.